UCCCUCACUCCCACGCAACGCGCACGCAAACCACAGCGGCAGCACGCUCCCCCUCCUCGCCCCGCACAAUGCGCCGCCUCCGUCUCGCCGACGCCAUCCUUGUCCUUUCUCUCAUCCCCCUCGCGGCCGCCGCGGGCGCAGCCAAGGCGCCCGCGGCUCCGCCGGCACCGCCCAACGUGACGGCGGAGAUGGCCAAGGGCGGGUGCAAGGCGUUCGCGGACCUGAUCGCGGCGUCGCCCGAUGCGGCGUCCACGUACCAGUCGGCCGUGGAGGGCGGCGUGACGGUGUUCUGCCCCUCCGACGAGGCCGUCAAGGCGUUCAUGCCCAAAUACAAGAAUCUCACCGCCGACGGCAAGGCGGAGCUGCUCUUGUUCCACGCCGUGCCCGUGCACUACUCGCUGGGGAGCCUCAAGUCCAACAACGGGCCCAUGAACACCCUCGCCACUGACGGCGCCGCCAAGAACUACAACUUCACGCUGCAGAACGAGGGCGACGUCGUCACCAUCAAGACCGCCGCGUCCGCGGGCGCCCCCGCGCGGGUCAAAUCCACGGUGCUGGACAGGGACCCCCUAGCCAUCUACGUCAUCGACGCCGUCGUUGAGCCGGUGGAGCUCUUCAAGCCCGCGCCCGCGCCCGCACCCGCGCCUGCCCCGGCGGCGGACGCGCCCAAGGCCGGCAAGGCGGCGCGCCACCCUGCGCCCGCUGUGGCGGACGCUCCCGGGCCUGCAGCGGAAGACGCUCCUCCGGAGGACCAGAAGAAGGAGGCCAAGAAGAGCGCCGCGCCCGGCGCGCCUUGUGUUCGAUGGUUCGCCGCGACGCUGGCGGCCGUGGCUGUGACCUCCACAUUGGCUUAACGAGGGGCUUUCCUUAUUUUUUUACCUUUUCUGUUCGGUGCUGAUCCAUUGGCGUGAUCGUGGUGUGACGGCGUGUUGGUGUGCUUGCGAGAUUUGUGCUUCUUCUUUCUUGGAAGAAAAUAGUGUAUGUGUUUCAUUUUAGAUGUUUCUUUUUGGCUUUUUGCUACUAGCUAUGGUGAGGCCGAAAUGUUCAUCAGGAGCACUUUGAUAUCCGAUUCUGUCUAAUGCAGUCUUGAUAUGCUGAACCUGAA
This is a messenger RNA of Phragmites australis (common reed), 1105 nucleotides long. RefSeq names its product fasciclin-like arabinogalactan protein 1. The transcript has a single exon. Lineage: Eukaryota; Viridiplantae; Streptophyta; Magnoliopsida; Poales; Poaceae. Bases 69 to 854 code for a protein of 261 amino acids. The record is from RefSeq and is a predicted model, not a curated record.